Cryptomeria japonica (Japanese cedar) is the source of this 4041-nucleotide messenger RNA. RefSeq names its product putative disease resistance protein At4g11170. The record is from RefSeq and is a predicted model, not a curated record. Gene Ontology annotation, molecular function: ADP binding. NCBI's taxonomy places the organism in Eukaryota, Viridiplantae, Streptophyta, Pinopsida, Cupressales, Cupressaceae. The coding region runs from base 378 to 3947 and encodes 1189 amino acids. Gene Ontology annotation, biological process: signal transduction; defense response. The transcript has 7 exons.
GAGAAUGUGGACGAAAUAGUCUGCUUUCCCCUCUUUCAGUGCGCAAACCCCAGCUUGCUUGUUCGGGGAAAAAUGGCUUUGUGAGAAGUUAUUUAAUUCGUUAAGCGAUAAGAUGGUAUACGGAGCUCUCUGCCUGCGCCAUAAAUAAUAGGGCAAAGUAAGGCAGUAAAGCUGUUACCAAAGAAACCCCUGCUUCGUUGUUCUGUCGAAAUUGGCUUUGUGAGAAGUUAUUUAGUUCGUUAAGCAAUAACGUGGCAUCGAGAGUCUCCAACAGCACCAGAAAUAAUAGGGCAAAUGAAGACAGUAAUACUGCUACCACAGGCUCAUGAUCUCCCACCAAUUUAUUGUGUGAAGAAAUAUUAGCAAAAUACCUCCCAAUGGAUCACAUCGACACCACUCAAUUAAAGAAAUUAAGCAGAGGAGAAUAUUCUCAAGCUCGGCGUUCGAUCGGGGAGACUACAAAUUUACGCACUACUGAGUUCUCCCAGCCCAACAAACCGAUUCGCAAUGACCAUGAACAGAAGCUUUUGGUGGCUAAAGAAGUAUUUCUCAGUCACAGCGGUAAGCAGAAAAAUUUUGUUAGGCAGCUAAAUAGAGACCUUGCAAACCACGGCGUUUCCUGCUUCUUUGAUCAAGAUCGUGAAAGUCUGCCAUUGGGAGAAGAUUUCCCCUCCCGUAUAUUCGAAGCCGCCAAGACAUGCAAAGUAGCAGUUUUUCUCCUAUCGAAGGAUUUCCUCGAAUCAAAGUGGCCCAUGCUGGAACUCUCUGCUUGUGUGGAAGCGAGAGACAGAACCCGUACGAAUCCCAAUCUCAAAAUUUUACCCUUGUUCUUCCAGAUUUCACCAGAUGCUCUUAAAGACACGAAGGUAGACAAUGAAAAGUGGAAACAGUUGAAGAUAUCCGGGGAAAAGCAAGCCGAAUGGCUCCGAGAUUUGGAACUAAUACGGCGAAUUAAUGGGAUAAAUUUCAGGGAAAAUGAUGAUGAAGUGAAGUUCAGAGAUGAUAUUGUGAAGGAAAUCUGGCAUAUACUUCCAACAUCCUCGCCAAGGUAUCUUGUCCGUUGUAUGCAAGGACAAGAACGAAUGUGUCAGGAGGUUGCAGAUUUCUUCAAAUCUGUCCAGUCCGUCAAAAAGGGAACCAGUAUUGCAGGAUUGUAUGGAAUACCGGGCCAGGGGAAAACUACAGUUGCCAAGGCUUUCUGCAACUUCAAAAUGGGGGAUUUCGAAGGUAAAGUAUGCCAUCUGGAAUUUUCUAGAGGCGAUUCAUUUGAAAGAACAAAGCUUGCCCUGCAAUAUCUCACUCGCUGCCCUCAGUUGAUUCUUCAAACACUGACAGACCGAGAUCAGGCACAAGUUGAGUUGUAUAGACGAGUGAAGGGCCAAAGGAUAUUGUUGGUUCUCGACAAUGUCACAGAAGAAAGUAUUGACGAAGUAACGGACUAUCUUAAGGCGGAGUUGGGAGAAAACAGCUGCAUCCUUUUGAGCGCUCGGAGUGUAGAUGUUCUAGAAAAGCAUUUCAAGAUAGGUAAGCGGUCAUGCAUGCGCGUCCCAAGGCUUGAAGAUAACGAGGCCAUAGAAAUCUUGUUGGAAAAGGCACCUAUAGAUGUGUCAACGAUGGGGGCAGAGGAAAAAGUUUUUGCUGUCAAGUGUGCAGACAGAUUUUUGUUCGAAGAGGUCGGUCGGAGAGGUAAAACAUUUCAUCCGUUAGCCUUAAAAGCUUUCGGCGGCCACCUCUUCAGUAAAUAUGGUCCGCAUUUGUCAAAGUGGGCUGGUGAGAUAGAAGGCUGGGUAAACCGAUGUAGCUAUGGUUUGGAUGAUUUGUUGGCUGUGCUGGGCAAAGCUUUUGAUAGCAUGCGUUCCGAAUAUCGCACCAUAUUCAUGCUUCUCACCCUAUAUAUGCCGCCUCGUAUGUCUCCCCACAAAGUUACUGAGUGGCUGGCAAUGGUUCUAAACAAAGAGAUCUCAUUUAUUGAGAAAGCAGUUGAGGAUUUAUGUAAGAUGGCUCUUAUUGAAGAAUUUGCAUCUAAAAUUCGCAUACACGAUCUAUAUAUUGAAUUCGCACAAAGCAAAGCAAAUGAAAUGGGGAGAUGGCUGUGGUGGAAGGGCGACCUAUGUAGUACACGUUGGUUAAUAUCACAGCACAAUGCAGGUUUUGAAUUGGCUAAGUUGGAGCAGUGCAAGCAUCGAAGACCGUCCCAGAUCACCCCGCACGACCUUCAAAAUCUCUUGGUGCUUCAGCUUGUAGGUGUGCAGAAUAUGAGAAAGCUUGACUUGGGCGGGAUGCGUCGUCUCAGAAGUAUUAUAAUACACAAAUGCAAUGACUUGACUAUGCUUGAAGGUAUGGAGAAAUUGCAACAGCUGGCGUGGCUUCAGAUAAGCGAGGUAAAUACAAUGUUUAAACUUCCGGUGCUAAGCAGCCUCGAAGGUUUACAACAUCUUGAGAUUGACAUUGCAGGCAGGCAGGUGGUCAAUCGGCUGGGAGAUCUUAGCGGCUGUGUUUUUCUGAGAGAGAUAAAGGUUCGUUGUCCAUCCCUCUUGGACUUCCCAAGGUUGAAUGGUUUGCCGCAUUUGGAGAAAGUGGAAUUUAGUGUGUGUGAUAAAGUGAAGGGGCCUCUCGACUGUAGAGAAUGUGUGGAGCUUCUAAGUAUUGUCAUCGACAGUUGCUCCCAGAUGGCUUCGUUACCGCUCCUGGUUGGAUGUAAGAAACUAUCCAAAAUUGUAUUGUGGGAAUGUGAUGCAGUGAAGGCAUGUCCAGAUAUAGAUGUGCCAGGUGCUUUGAAGACACUAGAGUUGUUUGUUUCAUCAAAAGCUGCUACGGCGCCCCAAAGUUUAGAGUCUUGUUACACACUACAAAUUCUUAAACUAUGCAAUAUGGUUGAACUAAGGGAGCUUCCCAGUUUCAGACUUCUAUCAAAUUUGACUGUGCUCAAACUUGACAAGUGUGGUAUAAGGGAGCCACCAGACCUAACAUGUUGUGUCUUGUUGGAGGUUGUUUACUUUUUCACGCUGAUGCAUUUAAAAAGGUUUCCUAACUUCUCACUAUUGAGGAGUUUAAAGAAGUUAACUCUUUAUGAUUGCUGGAGGGUUGAAGAUCCUCCUGAUAUUAGUGGCUGCCAUGAAUUACAGGUAUUCCAUCUAGUCUAUAACGACAAUAUGAAAGGACUUCCAAACAUGGGAGAUUUCCAACGGUUGGAGGAAAUCAAAUUGAGUUGGCAUUCUUAUAAGGAAAUUGAUGUCGAUAGUUCUGAAUUCCAUGUGGAUCUUCAACCUUAUGAGGAUCUUCAAUCUCGUCUGGAGCACUUUAAAGACGAAAACUUCUCGAACUUAAGUGAUGUAAGCAUACCAGGAGCAUUGAAAGAGUGGCAGUGGCUAAAGAACCAGACAAUACUGGGGAAAAGGUAUGUCCGUGGGGCAAAGACCUAUUAUUCUAUUACAGCUCCGUAUGAAUUGCGGAAGCGAAGCCAGUUUUCAGAGAAAGUAUUGGUCGAAACUAUUGGAAGGGCAAAUUUUGAACGCGCUGCAUUCAAAUAUUCAAAUUUAUUUUAUAGAACAGAAUUGAUGUAUACGGUAAAGCGGUCAAUAGUUGGGCAGUGUUCUAGGGAUCUUAUAAUAUUUGUGGUUGUAGUGUGUACGUUGUUAGCAGGGGGAGAAUGGUUAAGGGAUCGUAUUGUUGAUAUAAGCAGGAGAGAAUGGUUAAGUUAUUCUAUUGAAUGGUUAAGGGAUCAUAUUGUUAAUAUACGCAGGGGAGAAUGUUGGAGGGAUUGUAUUGAAUGGUUAAGCGAUCGUCUUGUUGAUGUAAGCAAGGUAAGCAGGGCAAAAUUGUUAUGGGGUCGUCUUGUUAAUAUAAGCCAGGCAGGAUGGUUACGGUUAAGAUAUUUUUAUCUUAAAUUUGCUUUUACAAUACUUGGAUGGGUGUGGGUGUUACUUAGAUGGUGGAGGUUUUUGUAAUGGGUAGAUAGGCUUAUGUUCUCUUGAGCAAUACUGAAGGGUUUUCUUAUUGGUUCUUUCCCUUCAGUGCUCUUUGAACCAGACACCUGUAAAA